Messenger RNA from Vitis vinifera (wine grape), 1702 nucleotides. RefSeq lists its product as uncharacterized. The transcript has a single exon. The coding region runs from base 51 to 1514 and encodes 487 amino acids. The record is from RefSeq and is a predicted model, not a curated record. Lineage: Eukaryota; Viridiplantae; Streptophyta; Magnoliopsida; Vitales; Vitaceae.
UCACUCUCAAAUAUACACAGAGCGAGAGAGAAGGUCGGAAGAGUGAGAAAAUGAGGCCUGAUUCAGUGACUAUCGUCUCGAACUGCACUGUAAUUCCUGAGAAGAAAUCGAGCCUUGGAGAUCUCAAACUGUCGGCCUCCGAUCUCCCAAUGCUCUCUUGCCAUUACAUUCAGAAGGGGGGCCUCUUUACUCGUCCUCCUUUCCCAAUUGAUGCUCUCCUCGCUCUUCUCAAGCGCGCACUUUCUUCUACUCUGGUGCAUUUUCCGCCACUCGCCGGCCGUUUGAUCACCGACGCCCAUGGUUACGUCUACAUCACUUGCAAUGACGCCGGCGUUGAUUUCAUUCACGCCAAUGCCGGGCAUAUAUUCAUUCGAGACCUUUUGUCUCCCAUCCAUGUUCCAGACUCCUUCAAGGAGUUCUUCGCAUUCGAUAGAACUGUUAGCUAUGAUGGCCAUUUCAAACCGAUUAUGGCGGUGCAGGUGACUGAACUAGCCGACGGAGUCUUCAUCGGUUGUGCAGUUAACCAUGCUGUCACCGAUGGGACGUCUUUUUGGAACUUCUUCAAUACGUUUGCGGAUUUGUCCAGGGGGCUAAAGAGAAUUUCGAGGGCUCCGUGCUUUGAGCGGAAAUCGGUGCUGAUUUCGCAGGCAGUGCUGAUGGUUCCCCAAGGAGGUCCCAAGGUAACCUUCUCCGGCGAUGCACCGCUAGCCGAGAGAAUCUUUAGCUUCAGUAGAGAAGCGAUUCUGAAGCUUAAAUCAAAGGUGAACAAUCAUCAAUCAUCGUGCAUCGGAGAAAUUGACGCCAUUGAAAUACUGGGAAAGCAAAGCAACGAUCCUUGGAAGCCGGACCAGAAAGCAAGCGGAAAGGUCACAUCAGUUUUGGAGAACUGGCUAAAAAACGCCGUCGCCGUCUCAAAACCCCAAACUGAUUGUCCAAAUCAGACAGUGGAAAUCUCAUCGUUCCAGUCCCUCUCAGCGCUUCUAUGGCGCGCCGUGACGCGAGCUAGAAAGUUCCAUCCCUCCAAAACGACGACGUUCCGGAUGGCGGUGAACGUCCGCCACCGCCUGGAGCCAAAGCUGGACCCGCUCUACUUCGGCAACGCGAUUCAGAGCAUCCCAACCUACGCCUCCGCUGGCGACGUCUUGUCUCGGGAUCUGAGAUGGUGCGCUGAACAGCUCAACAGCAACGUCAAGGCUCACAACGACGAUAUGGUGCGCAAGUUCAUAGGGGAUUGGGAGAGCAGCCCAAAGUGUUUCCCACUCGGGAACUUCGACGGCGCAAUGAUCACGAUGGGCAGUUCUCCACGAUUCCCGAUGUACGAUAACGAUUUCGGGUGGGGCAGACCCAUGGCCAUUCGGGGCGGGCGGGCCAACAAAUUCGACGGCAAGAUUUCCGCCUUUCCCGGACGUGAGGGUGGGGGGAGCGUUGAUCUGGAGGUGGUCUUGUCGCCCGAAACCAUGGCGGGUCUUGAAUCCGAUUCGGAGUUCAUGCAGUACGUAACGGGUUGUGCGUGAGCUUCACCACUCAUGGUCGCAACUUUCGAAGGCAUGUGUUUUCUGGUCCACUGUGUAUUCGACGGUUAUGAUUUGAUGUGGAUGGCUGGGGUUGGGGGGCGAGGGGGCUUUCUUUGUCUAUUUGUGACAUAUCCUUAGUGGUAAUAAUAAUAUAUUUAUAUUUCGUUGUGGUUUUGCUUUUUGGCCAA